AGCACGCGUGACAGCGGCAGUAACAGCAUUACAGUAUCAAGCCGGCGGCGUCAGGGUGCAAGCCACCGCCGCCGGUCAGGACUGCACGCGGCGUUGGCCCAGAUGGCGGUGUCGCGCGCGCCCUCGGGCUCAGCCGCGCUGUCAGCGCCGGCCGCUGAGGCCUGCGUGCUGCCCCCCGCCGGCGGCACCCCAGCGGCUGCACAGGCAGCCGCUCCACCGCAUCAGGCGGCUCCACAAGCACUGGCGCGGGACUGAGUGUUCAAGAUGAGGGCUGCAGGCGGCGGCGUCGCGGGCGGGCGCGUGCGUGCGGCGCUGCUUCAGGCGAUGCGGCCUGGCACAGGUCCAGAAGGCGAAGGGGCCGCGGAGGAGUCGGAAGACCGCAUGGCCCAAGCGAACAACAGUACAGUAGUGCGGGUGGCCCGGCCUGGCUGCAUUGGCGCGGCAGGAGGCGUGAGGGCGGUACGGGCCAGGCUGACUGCCCACAGCAGCUGUGCGCGGUGGCAUGCAGCAGGGGGCAGGGGACUCCUAUGCCGAGAAGCUCAGCAUUAGCUGUGCAGGAGCGGGCGUGCGGGAGAGGAACGGAGGCGCGCUGGGGGCAGAGGGCGGCACGGCGCAUCGGCUCGAGCUGGUGCAGGAGGUGGGUGCGGCGGUGGAGGGGGCGUGGUGGGGCCUGCGUGUGCGGCGGAGGCCUCGCGAUGUGGGCCACCGGCCUGUGCGAGCUAGCGGGAUGUGGGUAAGCGCCGCGCGUUUUGGGUACAGAAUACUGAAAUACAAUUAGUUUGUGCGGCGUUGGGGUCUGGAGGCGGCGCUGUGCGUUGGUCGCGUUUUGGGCUUUUGGCACAGGUGAGCCGCGGUUGGGUCAAACAACCGCCUGCCUUGCGCUGACUUUCCCGGCUCAGCCUGGCCCCCCUGCCGCCCGCCUGCUAUAAAAGC
Chlamydomonas reinhardtii is the source of this 933-nucleotide messenger RNA. RefSeq lists its product as uncharacterized. The record is from RefSeq and is a predicted model, not a curated record. Bases 265 to 549 code for a protein of 94 amino acids. Lineage: Eukaryota; Viridiplantae; Chlorophyta; Chlorophyceae; Chlamydomonadales; Chlamydomonadaceae. The transcript has 3 exons.